Messenger RNA from Sphaeramia orbicularis (orbiculate cardinalfish), 7179 nucleotides. It is a transcript of the gene kdm5a, whose product is annotated as lysine demethylase 5A. Bases 1256 to 6520 code for a protein of 1754 amino acids. The record is from RefSeq and is a predicted model, not a curated record. Gene Ontology annotation, cellular component: chromatin; nucleus. Gene Ontology annotation, biological process: chromatin remodeling; regulation of DNA-templated transcription. Gene Ontology annotation, molecular function: DNA binding; histone H3K4me/H3K4me2/H3K4me3 demethylase activity. The transcript is spliced from 29 exons. NCBI's taxonomy places the organism in Eukaryota, Metazoa, Chordata, Actinopteri, Kurtiformes, Apogonidae.
AUGAUCCAAUUUGUCUCAAGGUCAUUUUAGCAAUUAACAGAACAUACUUGAGCCCUACACUUGCAUGACUUAAUACAAAUACAAUCUAUUCAUUAUUAGUAUAUUCAGUCAAGCAACUUUUAGAUCUAAUAUUCAGCGAAAUAGGAAGUGGCUAAAUGUUUUCGUGGGUUCCUGAAGGUAUCAUAUCACCUCUCCAGUUUUGCUAGUAGCUAGCACUUCAGCUAAUGCGGCUACAAUCUACGGACGACGUUAAAAUAAAUGAAAAGUGACACUCGGUUUAGCAGAGCGGACGGAUUGUUGCUUUUAUUAAAUCUGGAUCAAUCCAUACAAACCUUUGUUAUCUGUCUUGCGACGUUCUCUGCUAACGUCAAUGUUAGCUGCGUAAUGGGAAACCGUAGCUAAGCUAACAGUGGCUAACCAAAUUAGCUGACCGCUAGUUUCAAUGCUUCAAUGAAUGGGGUUGCUGCACUUACUGAGGACACCAAUCAACAAUGUACUGCUCCUAGCCUUCUUGUUGUAUUCCUGUUUCGCUGGUACUUAGCCAUCAGGAGCUCGAAGACCUGGAUGCAAAGAGAAGAGUUUAGUCGUGAAACGAGCUAACGUGAUUACGCUAAAUAACAUGGACACCUAACACUAGCAUUGGACUGUUUUUUUUAAGCCAACCCUGGAUAACUUUGUUGAUCAUGCAUCAUCAGAUCAUACACUACCCAGGUACAUAGAUGAAGGAGUAGCUAUGAUAGCUUGCGUAACAUAGAACUGCAGUCGAUACUGCAAAGAACUGUAAAAGUGUUUUUACUUUGGUUUUACAAACUUCCAUUAAGAAUUUACGAACAUUACUGGCUCGGGUCUUCGUCGCAGAGUUGAUUUUUUUGUAAAGCUGUUGCCUGUGAGAAGCAAUGAUGGCGUUUCGGACUAACCCUGCCCUCCGUCCCAGGUAGGGGAGUGGUGGUGAAGACUCCCCGGUCUGGCCUGGCCCGCUGUUGAAGAUGAUGGAAAAUAAUUGAGAAAUCAUUGAUAUAUUGACUGGUCUUUAUUUAUCUACUUUCAAAAGAGACAAUGCGAGGCCAUCGCGACUGGAAGCCUUGUUUUUGAAGUGAUUUGCUAUUUGGGAGACUACAAGGCUCAUGAUGGACAUGGAGGAAGUUCCCUCAGAAGAAAAUUAUUUGAAAUAAUCGUGGACUGUUGAUCUCAGCUCUUUGCCUUUGUAUUUUCCCCAAUAUAAUUUGAAGGACUAUUUCACUGACAACACUCCAACAUGUCUGUAUUUUCGGAGUUCGUCCCCCCUCCUGAAUGUCCGGUUUUUGAGCCGAGUUGGGAGGAUUUCUCGGAUCCUUUAGGAUUUAUCAACAAGAUCCGACCCAUUGCUGAGAAAACGGGCAUCUGCAAGAUCCGACCCCCGGAGGAGUGGCAGCCUCCUUUUGCCUGUGAUGUACGCAACUUCCGCUUCACUCCAAGAGUACAGAGGUUGAAUGAACUUGAGGCUCUCACUCGUGUUAAGCUCAACUUUCUGGAUCAAAUCGCAAAGUUCUGGGAGUUACAGGGCUCCAAGAUUCGAUUCCCUCAUGUGGAGAGAAAGAUCCUGGACCUCUAUCAGCUCAGCAAGAUUGUGUCGUCCGAGGGUGGCUUUGAGACUGUGUGUAAAGAGAGGAUAUGGUCCAAGGUGGCCAGCCGAAUGGGCUUCCCACCUGGAAAAGGCACCGGUUCACUGCUGCGGUCUCACUAUGAGAGGAUCCUUUACCCUUAUGAGCUCUUCCAGUCUGGAGCCACGUUAACGGGCAUCCAGCGGUUGUAUGAUGAUGGAGAUGAAGGUGAAGAGGUUGAUGAGGGAGUUGGUGAAGAGGCUAUGGAAGAAGAAGAGCAAGAUGAUGAGGAAGAUAAGGAGAGGGAUAAAGAUGGGGAGGGUGAUGCAAUGCAAACCAAAGACAGACUUUUGCCUGAGAGACGAUCCAGACGUCUAAAGUGCGAGAGGGAAAACAAGGAGCCAAAAGGCCUCAAAAUCUUUGGUACAAGUCCCAAGAUGGUAGGCUUAGAGAUUGUAUCAGCUGAUGAUGGAUUCAACAAGAAGCAGCGUCACCUUAAAGCCCAAGCCUUUGCCAUCAAAAUGAGACCUCGGAAGGAGACCCUGGAGGUCAACUUUAUUGACCUCUACCUCUGCCUGGUGUGUGGACGAGGAGAUGAAGAGGACCGACUUCUGUUGUGCGAUGGCUGUGAUGACAGCUAUCACACCUUCUGUCUGAUCCCACCUCUGCAGGAUGUGCCCAAGGGAGACUGGAGGUGUCCAAAGUGUGUUGCUGAGGAGUGCAGUAAGCCCAGAGAGGCAUUUGGCUUUGAGCAAGCUGUGAGGGAGUAUACUCUGCAGAGCUUUGGAGAAAUGGCGGACCACUUCAAGUCUGACUACUUCAACAUGCCAGUUCAUAUGGUCCCCACAGAGCUGGUGGAGAAGGAGUUCUGGCGCCUGGUAAGCAGCAUUGAGGAGGAUGUCAUUGUAGAGUAUGGGGCUGACAUAAGUUCUAAAGAUGUGGGCAGUGGGUUUCCCAUCAGGGAUGGCAAGAGGAGGCUACUGGGAGAUGAAGAGGACUAUGCCAACUCUGGCUGGAACCUGAACAAUAUGCCAGUGCUGGAGCAGUCAGUGCUGACCCACAUCAAUGUGGACAUCUCGGGUAUGAAGGUUCCCUGGCUCUACGUGGGCAUGUGUUUCUCCUCUUUUUGCUGGCACAUUGAAGACCACUGGAGUUACUCCAUCAAUUUCCUCCACUGGGGUGAGCCGAAGACCUGGUAUGGAGUGCCAGCCUCAGCGGCAGAGCAACUGGAGGCAGUAAUGAAAAAACUGGCCCCAGAACUGUUUGACUCCCAGCCUGACCUCCUCCAUCAACUGGUCACUAUCAUGAAUCCAAAUGUCCUCAUGGAGCAUGGCGUCCCUGUUUAUAGGACCAAUCAGUGUGCAGGGGAGUUUGUAGUGACCUUCCCCAGGGCGUACCACAGUGGCUUCAACCAGGGUUACAACUUUGCGGAGGCUGUUAACUUUUGCACUGCUGACUGGUUACCCAUGGGUCGUCAAUGUGUAGCCCAUUACCGACGUCUCCACCGCUACUGUGUUUUCUCUCACGAGGAGCUUCUGUGCAAAAUGGCAGCAGAUCCAGAGAGCCUUGAUGUAGAACUGGCUGCUGCUGUUUUCAAGGAAAUGGGAGAGAUGAUGGAGGAAGAGACGCAACUUAGGCAGGCAGCCCAAGAAAUGGGGGUGCUGUCUUCGGAGCAGGAGGUUUUUGAAUUGGUUCCUGAUGAUGAGCGCCAAUGCUACAAGUGUAAGACAACUUGUUUCCUGUCUGCACUGACAUGUUCCUGCAGCCCAGAUCGGUUGGUUUGUCUCCACCACACAGCAGAUCUGUGUGACUGCCCAAUGGGCAACAAGUGUGUCCGGUAUCGCUAUGAUCUGGAGGAGUUUCCAUCCAUGCUGUAUGGAGUCAAAACACGGGCUCAGUCCUAUGACACUUGGGCUAAGAGGGUGACUGAGGCCUUGGCUGCUGACCAGAAGAAUAAGAAAGAUCUUAUUGAGCUCAAGGUUUUGCUGGAGGAUGCAGAGGAUAGGAAGUAUCCUGAGAAUGCUUUAUUCCGACGCUUGAGGGAGAUGGUCAAAGAGGCUGAGACAUGCUCUUCAGUAGCCCAGCUGUUACUUAGCCGAAAGCAGAGACACAGCAGUCGUCUGCGUUCUGAGACCAGCCGAAAUCGUACUAAACUGACGGUGGAUGAGCUGAAGGCAUUUGUGGACCAACUCUACAGGCUUCCCUGCAUCAUCAGCCAGGCCAGACAAGUCAAGGAGUUGCUAGAAAAUGUGGAGGACUUCCAUGAGCGAGCCCAGGUGGCGCUGGCAGACGAGAUGCCUGAUUCAUCCAAGCUCCAGGCUCUAUUGGACCUUGGCAGUGGCCUUGAUGUCGAGCUUCCUGAACUGCCCCAACUUAAACAAGAGCUCCAGCAGGCCCGCUGGCUUGAUGAGGUGCGUAUCACCCUGGCUGAACCUCACAGAGUCACGCUGGAGCUAAUGAAGAGGUUGAUAGACUCAGGGGUGGGUCUGGCUCCUCACCAUGCUGUGGAGAAAGCCAUGGCUGAACUGCAGGAGAUCCUAACUGUUUCAGAGAGAUGGGAGGAAAAAGCUCGCGCCUGCCUCCAGGCCAGGCCACGACAUAGCAUGGUGACCUUGGAGAGCAUUGUGCUAGAAGCCAGAAACAUCCCAGCAUACUUGCCAAAUAUUCUGGCCCUUCGAGAGGCCCUACAGAAAGCCAAGGAGUGGACCACCAAAGUGGAAGCCAUUCAGAGUGGUAGUAGCUAUGCUUACUUGGAACAACUGGAGAGUCUGCUGGCCAGAGGUCGUUCAAUCCCUGUCCGGUUAGAUCCUCUGGCCCAGGUGGAGUCACAGGUGGCUGCUGCCCGAGCCUGGAGGGAAAGAACUGCCCGCACCUUCCUCAAGAAGAAUUCCACAUACACACUUCUUCAGGUUCUGAGUCCACGGGUGGACAUUGGGGUCUAUGGCAACAGCAAGAGCAAGCGGAAGCGUGUCAAGGAGCUCAUGGAGAAGGAGAGAGGGGGCUUUGACCCUGAUACUCUGAGUGAUCUGGAAGAAAGCUUAGAGGAAGUACGAGAUCCCACCACUGUUGUAGCAGCCUUUAAAGCCAAAGAGCAAAAAGAAGUGGAGGCCAUACACUCACUCCGUGCUGCCAAUUUAGCCAAAAUGGCCAUGGCUGACCGCAUCGAGGAAGUCAAGUUCUGCUUGUGCCGAAAGACUGCCAGUGGUUUCAUGCUGCAGUGCGAGCUUUGUAAGGACUGGUUCCAUGGUGCGUGUGUACCUCUGCCAAAGACUGGAUCUCAGAAGAAACUAGGCGUGGGCUGGCAGAGUAAUGGCAAAGACUCCAAAUUUCUGUGCCCGCUGUGUCAGCGCUCAAGGAGGCCAAGGCUAGAGACCAUCUUGUCACUGUUGGUGUUGCUACAGAAGUUGCCAGUACGUCUGCCAGAAGGAGAGGCCCUACAGUGUUUGACCGAGAGGGCAAUGAGCUGGCAGGACCGCGCACGACAAGCUCUGGCCACUGAGGAGCUGUCCUCAGCCCUCGCAAAGCUAUCGGUGCUUAGCCAGCGCAUGGUAGAGCAGGCUGCAAGGGAGAAAACUGAGAAGAUCAUCAAUGCUGAGCUGCAGAAAGCUGCUGCCAACCCUGACUUGCAGGGACACAUUCAGACGUUUCAGCAGUCAGGUUUCAGCCGAGCAACAUCACCACGCCCCUCUGUGGACUACGAUGAUGAGGAAACGGACUCAGAUGAGGACAUCAGGGAGACCUAUGGAUACGACAUGAAAGACCCAGGGGAAGUGAAACCCUACUUGUUCUGUGAUGAGGAGAUUCCUGUUAAGUCAGAGGAGGUGGUCAGUCAUAUGUGGCCAGCUGCAACACCCUCUUUCUGUGCUGAACAUGCCUACUCCUCAGCCUCUAAAUCCUGCGUCCAGAACCUGGGCACACCCAGAAAGCAGCCACGGAAGACCCCUCUGGUACCUCGCAGUCUGGAGCCGCCAGUGCUUGAGUUGUCCCCUCAGGCUAAGGCCCAGCUGGAGGAGCUGAUGAUGCUGGGAGACCUGCUGGAGGUGUCCCUGGAUGAGACCCAGCACAUCUGGAGGAUCCUGCAGGCCACACACCCCCCGUCUGAGGAAAGAUUCCUUCAGGUCAUGGAGCCUGAUGAUUCUCUGAUGGAAAAGCCUCUGAAAAUCAAACUGAAGGAUUCAGAGAAGAAAAGGAAACGGAAGUUGGAAAGAGCUGAACACCACCACAUGUUGAUGGCCGCUGCUGCUGCCAGUGGGACGUCCGGAAUGGGGGACAUGCGACCUGCCAAGUCGAAAGAACUUAAAAGGGUUGGUCUGGAGCUUGGACUGGGGGGCAAACCCAAGAAGAAGAAACUCAAACUCAGCCUGGACAAGAACCGGGAAAUGAAGCAGUUAGCAAAAAGGUUAGCCAAGGAGGAGAAGGAGAGGAAGAGGAAAGAGAAAGCAGCCGCCAAGGCAGAGGCCAUCAGAGAGGGGCUGGAAAAAAGAAAAGAGAAGAAGAUACUUGACAUCCCCUCCAAGUACGACUGGUCUGGAGCUGAAGACUCCAAUGAUGAAAACGCUGUAUGUGCAGCCAAGAACUGCCAGAGACCGUGUAAAGAUAAGGUGGAUUGGGUGCAGUGCGACGGUGGCUGCGAUGAGUGGUUCCACCAAGUUUGCGUCGGUCUUUCAAGCGAAAUGGCGGAGAAUGAGGAUUACAUUUGCAUGGACUGUUCCCAGAAGGCCACUGGGAUGAAUUUGGCAAGCGGAGGAGGUGUGAUGGUGGAGGAAGUGGCAGAAGAGAGCGUUGUAGUAUUGGCAACAUCAAUGUGCAGCGGCAGCAUCCAAAGCGUGCCCUCAUCAUCAGUCGUUGCCUCGUGGUCUCACGCGUCCACUGCCUCCAAUAAGUUAAAUGUGACAACUUCACAUCAGCAGCAACAGCAAGAACCUCAGCAAGGCAGUUAGCGCUUAAAAGGCCCAUUUUUGGAAACAGACUGUACCUCACACAAAGAGCGUAACACAAACCCCAGUAUCCAGGCUAGCAACCUCAACCUGUUAGACUGUACAGCAUCCAACCACAGGAAAGAAGGAAUCUGUGGGAAUUGUUGAACUGCCUGGAUUAUAGAGCACAAGAGAUAAGACAAAGGAAUUCUAAGGCCAGAGAGAGUGAGCCUUCCAAGACUAAAAAUGAAUUUUCACUACAUAGCAUCAGCUAUUGAAAGGUCUCUCCUCUCCCUGUCAAACAACUGAAUGUGCACAGAUGAGACUUAAUCCUCCUUUGCCUGGGUUUUAGGUCAGUGAUUUCCCAGUCAUCCCUGAACAAUAACAAGUCAUAGAUGCACCUACAGUCAAAAAAAGUAUACCCACUUAACCCAGCUGUUGUAUUCACUGCGAACGGGCAAAUAAAGCAACAUGGUUCUGGUUGUAUUUUACUAGGUAUCCCGAUUUUCUCCAAUCUGCCUGACCCUUCAGACAAUAACAUCUCAAAUACGUAGGAUUCGAGACUAGGAAAAUGGUUGUUGUAGUGGAAUUAUUUAUAAUGUACAUAGCUUUUAAGCAAUGAAAUAAAUGGAUUGUGGCUUUUUUGUUUUCUCACCUUUAAUAAACUCUUCCUAGUCAAAUGA